This is a messenger RNA of Nymphaea colorata (pocket water lily), 1023 nucleotides long. RefSeq lists its product as uncharacterized. Bases 1 to 1023 code for a protein of 340 amino acids. The transcript has a single exon. The record is from RefSeq and is a predicted model, not a curated record. NCBI's taxonomy places the organism in Eukaryota, Viridiplantae, Streptophyta, Magnoliopsida, Nymphaeales, Nymphaeaceae.
AUGGGCUAUAUUCAGUCCAAGGCAGAUUACUCAUUAUUUUCCAAGAUCGGCACUAGAGGACGAACAAUUGUUGUAGUGCAUGUGGAUGACAUCAUCAUUGCAGAGGACGAUUUGAAUUCAAUCAAUUCUCUAAAGUACAUGAUGAAUGAAAGAUUCAAGUUGAAGGAUUUAGCCAGACUCAGAUAUAUUCUUGGCAUAGAAUUAGCUACUUCAAAAGAUGGUAUCUUCUUAUCUCAAAAGAAAUAUCUUCUCAACAUACUGCAUGAGACAGGGCACAUGGGAGUAAAACCAUGUGAGACACCUAUGGAACAACACAUAAAGCUUGACAACGAAAAGGGGGACAUCCUCAAAGAUCUAAAUCAUUACAGAAAAGUGAUUGAAAAACUACUAUAUCUGACCAUAACAAGGCCAAACAUUGUUCACACAAUUCACAUCUUGAGCCAAUUUAUGAGUCAACCACGAGUGCCACAUAAAGAAGCCAUAAACCGUUUAUUGAAAUAUCUAAAGGGAACUGCUAGAUAUGGAGUUAUGAUGUCAUCAGAGGGGCCAAUUCACCUCAAAGCAUAUUGUGAUUCAGAUUGGGCUUCAUGUCCAAUGACACGAAGAUCUACAUGCGGAUACUGCACCAUGAUUGGGAAUAGUCCUAUCACCUGGAAAACCAAGAAACAAACAAUAGUCUCUAGGUCAUCUGCAGAAGCAGAAUAUAGGUCUAUGGCUCUCACCACAUGUGAGCUUAUUUGGCUAAAGGCAUUACUCAAAGAUCUCGGGAUUGUCCACAAAGAGCCAAUGACAUUAUUCUGUGACAACCAAGCUGCAAUGCAUAUUGCAGCAAAUCCAGUGUUCCAUGAAAGAACAAAACACAUCAAAAUUGAUUGCCAUGUGGUGAGAAAUGGAGACAUCCAAACUCAAUUCGUUUCCACAACUAAACAAGUUGCAGACAUGUUUACCAAGCCCUUGGGACGAGAAGCACUCCAAAAUUUAAGAAGCAAGUUGGCGCUUGGCAAUCCAGGAGUGUCAACUUGA